GACCGAUUGUACACUUCUGGACAAAAAGGGUUGACCUCCCACAUGGGUGGGGGACAACCCACGAAUUUAGCCACAUUAUUCAAGGCUUGAGUCGGCUGGUAUGUGAGGUGAGGUGGGAGAGGACUGAUUUGAGAAGUUUGGCAUCAAAACAAAUCAUGGUGGCCCUACUCUCUUUCACUCAUUGCCCAAAUAGAGACAAAGGGGCAUUCCUACCCAUCCCCCUCCUCACUAGUUCGGACAGCAUCAAGGGAAAGGAGGAAAGAAUCUCCACAACUUCAUCUUUCAUAGCAAAACUCGAGUAGAGCUCAAAUAAGAAAGUUGGGAGGAAGUUAAAGAAGGAAAAAGCUAGGAAAAAGUGUGAAAAUUAAGGUAUUCAAGGAACUUUCACGGAGUUGAAAGGGGCGCCGUAGUUGUCGCCGGAGUUCGUUGAAGUUCGCCGGAGUUUCGUCGGAGCUAAAUCGGGAAGGCUAGAACUUCAUAAGCUUCAUUAAGGUUGAGGCUAGAGUCCUACUACCUGCACCUUUGCCUAGGGUGAUCCUUCGAGGAGGAAGACGUGGUUCGUGCUUCCAUUCGUAUUUUUGAAAUCUAUAAACUGCUCAUGGAUUUUUGAACAAUGUUUUCAUUAAAACUGUUGGGGGCCUGUGUGCCCGUGUUUGCCACGUGUGGCUAAGUAUCAAACAUAUUAUUAUUUUCCGCAUUUGUUUGAUUACGAUAUUGAUGUUGAUUGUAUGUGUUUACUAAUCGG
Cuscuta europaea is the source of this 745-nucleotide messenger RNA. NCBI's taxonomy places the organism in Eukaryota, Viridiplantae, Streptophyta, Magnoliopsida, Solanales, Convolvulaceae. The record is from the annotation of a GenBank genome assembly.